GAUCUUUGUGUUUUGUUUCUCAGGGUAGAGGCAGAUACUAGGCAGCAGUCUCUUCAGUUCAUCUGUGCUCAUCAUGUCUAAGGAGGAGGUUGUCAAGGCUGGUGAUAGUUCAUUUUCCUCUGAUAAACAUGCCCAGCUCAUCUUGGCCCAGAUCAACAAAAUGAGAGAUGGAAAGCAUUUCUGUGAUGUGCAGCUACAAGUUGGGAAGGAAACCUUUCAAGUUCAUCGGCUGGUUCUGGCUGCCAGUAGCCCAUACUUUGCUGCUCUGUUCACUGGAGGAAUGAAAGAGUCCUCAAAAGAUGUGGUAGAGAUUCUGGGAGUUGAACCUGGAAUCUUUCAGUUACUUCUAGAUUUCAUUUACACAGGAUUAGUGAGCAUAGCUGUGACUAAUGUUCAGGAGCUGAUUGUCGCAGCAGACAUGCUACAGCUGACUGAGGUUGUUAACCUUUGCUGUGAUUUCCUGAAAGGACAAAUUGACCCACAGAAUUGCAUCGGACUCUUUCAGUUCUCUGAGCAAAUAGCUUGCCAUGAUCUUUUGGAGUUUACAGAAAACUAUAUUCACGUGCAUUUCUUGGAGGUUCACAGUGGGGAAGAGUUCCUGGCACUUACAAAAGAUCAGCUGAUCAAGAUCCUACGAAGUGAGGAGCUCAGCAUUGAGGAUGAAUACCAGGUCUUCUUAGCUGCAAUGCAGUGGGUGCUGAAGGACCUGGGAAGGAGAAGGAAAUAUGUGGUGGAAGUAUUAGAUCCAAUUCGGUUCCCUUUGUUACCAUCUCAGAGGCUCUUAAAGUACAUAGAAGGACUGUCUGAUUUUAAUCUUCGAGUUGCACUGCAAACACUUCUGAAAGAGUACUGUGAGGUCUGCAAGUCUCCCAAAGAGAACAAGUUUUGUAGUUUUCUGCAGACAUCUAAAGUUCGACCUCGGAAGAAAGCAAGAAAGUACCUGUAUGCAGUAGGUGGAUAUACACGGUUGCAGGGGGGCCGAUGGAGUGAUUGCCGAGCCCUUAGCUGUGUCGAACGUUUUGAUACCUUUAGCCAGUACUGGACCACUGUGUCUUCACUUCAUCAGGCUCGGUGUGGGCUUGGAGUAGCAGUUUUGGGAGGGAUGGUCUACGCUAUUGGAGGUGAAAAGGAUUCGAUGAUUUUUGACUGUACUGAGUGUUACGAUCCAGUUACUAAACAGUGGACAAUUGUGGCUUCCAUGAACCACCCCCGCUGUGGCCUGGGCGUGUGCGUGUGUUACGGGGCUAUCUAUGCUCUGGGUGGGUGGGUUGGAGGUGAGAUUGGCAACACCAUUGAACGAUUUGAUCCUGAUGAAAAUACAUGGGAAGUUGUUGGCAACAUGGGAGUGUCGCGGUACUACUUUGGGUGCUGUGAAAUACAAGGUUCAAUUUAUAUAGUUGGAGGAAUCAACAACGAGGGACUAGAGCUUCGUUCUUUUGAAGUCUAUGAUCCACUUUCCAAGCGCUGGUCUCCACUUCCUCCCAUGGGGACCAGGAGAGCAUAUCUUGGGGUGGCAGCACUCAGUGACUGCAUCUAUUCCAUUGGAGGGUGGAACGAGACACAGGAUGUCCUUCAUACUGUGGAAAAGUACUCCUUUGAAGAGGAAAAGUGGGUUGAGGUUGCUCCGAUGAAAGUGCCUAGAGCAGGCAUGUCUGUGGCAGCAGUCAACGGUCUCCUGUAUGUUUCCGGAGGCCGAUCUUUCAGCCAUGAUUUCUUGGCCCCAGGUACCUUGGACUCAGUUGAAGUUUACAACCCUCAUUCUGAUACUUGGACAGAAAUUGGUAAUAUGAUCACUAGUCGUUGUGAUGGGGGCAUUGCUGUGCUAUGACACAGAAAGCACAAAAGCACAAGGGACAUUUUGAAAACGUAGGUUCUGACCUUUUGUAGAUCAAACAUGUAUUUGUGAUACGACCCUCUAAUUAUUUCGAGUAUCCCAUGUAUUGAAUAGGUAGAUGAGUAACGAGUGAUUUUUCUUUUUC
This is a messenger RNA of Acomys russatus (golden spiny mouse), 1979 nucleotides long. It is a transcript of the gene Ipp, whose product is annotated as intracisternal A particle-promoted polypeptide. Gene Ontology annotation, molecular function: actin binding. NCBI's taxonomy places the organism in Eukaryota, Metazoa, Chordata, Mammalia, Rodentia, Muridae. The transcript is spliced from 8 exons. The record is from RefSeq and is a predicted model, not a curated record. The coding region runs from base 74 to 1828 and encodes 584 amino acids.